AUGAGACGUGAGUCUAUCGAAAUUCCUCGAGUGGUGUGCCGAGUCGAAAGAAAAGAAAUUUAUGGUCAUAGAUGCUACGAGAUUCUUGCUAAACUGUUUGAUAUAAAGAAGGAUGAGACCAAAAAGCAUAAACAGAAAGUAGAGUUCAAAACAGACUCCAAAGCUACACAGGAGCUUAAAUUGCAUCGCACUAAAUGUACAGAAAUAAUGAAAAAUGUGCUAAUGUCGCACUUUUGCAAGGAGCUCCUAGAUGAUAUUGGAAACCAAAAGUUCAGCAUUAUAAUGGAUGAGUCCACAGACGCCAGUGUCAGUAAACACCUUGGUCUUGUAAUUAGGUAUUAUAGUGCCGCACAGGAAAGGAUAGUAAGCUCAUUCCUGGAACUAGUUUCUAUUGAGAGUGCAGAUGCUAGGGGAAUCGUUAAUGGCUUGGUGCUUGCUUAG
Parnassius apollo (apollo) is the source of this 441-nucleotide messenger RNA. NCBI's taxonomy places the organism in Eukaryota, Metazoa, Arthropoda, Insecta, Lepidoptera, Papilionidae. The record is from the annotation of a GenBank genome assembly.